AUGGACGCACCAACAGGUUCCCCGCUCUUCGGGAAGCGGGAUGAAAUCGACAAAGAAGUCGAGGACCACGAGCUCAAACAGAAAGAAAAGAAGAAAGCCGAGCGCGGUAACGAGGCCCACGCCGAAAACGCAUCCGAAUCGGAUCAGACAAGUCGUGAAGAUGCUCCCAAGGUCGAGAAGGCCGGCAAGCGAGAGCUUACGGAAGAUGAUUGUUAUGAUACAUUGGGAUUCUGCUUUCCAACAUGGAAGAAAUGGACCAUUUUGAGCGUCAUUUUCAUCGUGCAAAUGUCGAUGAACUUCAACAGCGGCGUCUACUCCAACGCCGUCACCGGCCUGACCGAGGAAUUCCAUAUCAGUGAGCAAGCCGCUCGCGUAGGACAAUGUGUCUUCCUCGUCGCCUAUGCCUUCGGAUGUGAGCUGUGGGCUCCUUGGUCCGAGGAGUUUGGCCGCUGGCCCAUCAUGCAGCUCUCUUUGUUCUUUGUGAAUAUCUGGCAGAUUCCCUGCGCCCUCGCUCCAAACUACGGCACAAUCGUCGUAUGUCGUGUCCUGGGUGGUCUCUCUUCAGCCGGUGGCUCUGUCACCCUAGGAAUGACCGCGGACAUGUGGGAAGCAGAUGACCAGGGCUACGCCGUUGCCUUCGUCGUCCUUUCAUCCGUCGGCGGCUCCACGAUUGGACCUUUCUUCGGCGGCAUCAUCGGCCAGUAUCUAAGCUGGCACUGGGUCUUCUGGGUGCAAUUGAUCUUUGGCGCCGCCACCCAAAUCCUUCACUUCUUCUUCGUUCCCGAAACGCGCGCCACGAUUCUCGUCGAUAGAGAAGCCAAACGCCGCCGCAAGGCCGGCGAUGAAGUUUACGGUCCCAAUGAACUGAAGACCCCCGACUCGACUUCGCCGACGUUCUCCGCCUCUGGCGCCGUCCCUUCGAAAUUCUUCGGACAAUGGAACAUGUCCACCCUCGCAGUCGGUAUGACCUUUGGCUCAAUCCUCCUCGGCUACAUCAUCGCCUACUUCAUCUUCCUACCCGAUAUCCACCGCCAAAUCAGUCUCCGCCGCAAAGAAGGCACAGCAUCCCGCCUCGCAGAACGCCGCCUGUUACUCCUCCUCUUUAUCGCGCCUCUUGAACCAAUUGGCCUCCUCGGCUUCGCAUGGACAUCAAUGGGCCCGCCCAUCCCAUGGAUCGCACCACUUAUCUUCGCCUGUCUAAUCGCCAUGGCAAAUUACGCCAUUUACAUGGCUACAAUCGACUACAUGGUCGCAGCCUACGGACCAUACAGUGCCUCUGCAACUGGAGGAAAUGGUUUCGCGAGAGAUUUCUUAGCGGGUAUUGCUACCAUGUACUCGACACCUAUGUACCAGAAUAUGGGAAGCAAGUAUCAUUUGCAGUGGGCUAGUACAUUGCUGGGAUGUGUUGGGUUCUUGGUUCUGAUUCCGAUUUAUGUGUUUUAUUGGAAGGGUCCGGAGAUUCGGAAGAAGAGCAAGUUUGCACAGGAGCUUGAGGCUGAUCGUGUGCGGCAUGGGGAGAACCGCAGGGCGAGUUCGUUUGCUGUUGAGCAGCGUGGGCAGCCUUAG
This is a messenger RNA of Penicillium atrosanguineum, 1566 nucleotides long. RefSeq names its product Elongator complex protein 3. NCBI's taxonomy places the organism in Eukaryota, Fungi, Ascomycota, Eurotiomycetes, Eurotiales, Aspergillaceae. The transcript has 2 exons. The record is from RefSeq and is a predicted model, not a curated record. Gene Ontology annotation, biological process: transmembrane transport. The coding region runs from base 1 to 1566 and encodes 521 amino acids. Gene Ontology annotation, molecular function: transmembrane transporter activity.